UCAUGGGCCCACGUUAUUAACUUGGAAUUUACUCCUGAAUUCUGAAUUUCUGAUGUUCAAUCAGGACUAUUGGAGGAUUUUAUUUUCUUGCAUCCACAGAGCGGUCAACAGCCCAAGAAGCAAGAACAAGUGCCUUUCAAAUCAUUGUUCAAGUUCAGUCGAUCUCCGUUUUCUCGUUCACUCUACCUUGAUUUGAUCCGAGACUUCUCAGCUUGCUGUUCAAUAAUGGAUAUAACCACUUUGAACCCAGGACAGCUCACACUAAUGGGAUCUGCAUUCUGUACGAUGAUAACAAUGCAUUUUACCCUGCAGCUCCUAUCGCAGCAUCUUUUUUACUGGAAAAACCCAAAGGAACAGAAGGCCAUAAUAAUUAUUAUCCUUAUGGCUCCAAUAUAUGCCAUAGACUCGUUUGUGGGUUUAUUGGAUAUUCAGGGGAGUAAGGCAUUCUUCAUGUUUUUGGACUCAAUUAAGGAAUGUUAUGAGGCUUUGGUGAUUGCCAAAUUCCUAGCUUUGAUGUACAGUUACCUGAAUAUAUCCAUUAGUAGAAAUAUUGUACCAGAUGGAAUAAAAGGAAGAGAAAUUCACCAUUCUUUCCCGAUGACACUUUUCCAGCCUCGCACUGUCCGGCUGGACCACCGUACACUAAGGCUUCUCAAAUACUGGACAUGGCAAUUUGUUAUCAUCCGCCCGAUAUGUUCCAUUUUGAUGAUAACACUACAACUUCUUGGGUUUUACCCUUCUUGGUUGAGUUGGACAUUCACCAUUAUCCUUAACAUUUCGGUUUCUCUGGCAUUGUAUUCUCUGGUGGUUUUUUACCAUGUGUUUGCAAAGGAGUUGGCACCACACAAUCCACUUGCAAAGUUCUUAUGCAUCAAGGGGAUUGUCUUCUUUUGCUUUUGGCAGGGAGUGGUGCUUGACAUACUAGUUGGCUUGGGUAUAAUUCGAUCUCAUCAUUUUUGGUUGGAUGUGGAGCACAUUGAGGAAGCUCUUCAGAAUGUCUUGGUAUGUUUGGAGAUGGUUGUGUUCUCUGUUCUCCAACAGUAUGCAUACCACGUUUCGCCGUAUAGUGGAGAAGUGGAAACAAAGUUGAAACUAAAUAAGAAAGAUUGAUAUGAUCAGACAGUAACUAGAGUUAUAUAUGCAAAUGGAAUAUUUAGUAGAUUGUUCUAUUGAAAGAAGGACAGGAGAUGUACCUUAAUAUUUUGCUUAGAUGUCCAUGUAGAAUGACAUUUAUAAAGUAGAAUGGCAUAUGAACCCUCCUAGUGCAGUGUCUUUGCAGCUGCAAGUCCUAUGCAAUUUUAGUAGUCAUUUUGAAUUUCA
This is a messenger RNA of Manihot esculenta (cassava), 1320 nucleotides long. RefSeq names its product transmembrane protein 184C. Lineage: Eukaryota; Viridiplantae; Streptophyta; Magnoliopsida; Malpighiales; Euphorbiaceae. Gene Ontology annotation, biological process: transport. The transcript is spliced from 5 exons. Gene Ontology annotation, molecular function: transporter activity. The record is from RefSeq and is a predicted model, not a curated record. The coding region runs from base 226 to 1110 and encodes 294 amino acids.